This is a messenger RNA of Leptinotarsa decemlineata (Colorado potato beetle), 1311 nucleotides long. Its product is annotated as protein N-terminal asparagine amidohydrolase. Gene Ontology annotation, cellular component: nucleus. Gene Ontology annotation, molecular function: protein-N-terminal asparagine amidohydrolase activity. NCBI's taxonomy places the organism in Eukaryota, Metazoa, Arthropoda, Insecta, Coleoptera, Chrysomelidae. The record is from RefSeq and is a predicted model, not a curated record. Gene Ontology annotation, biological process: ubiquitin-dependent protein catabolic process.
AUUUUAUAACUGGCUUUUGAAACUGAGAUCAACCCCGCAAGGUGUCGCACUGUGCACAAUUGAAAAAAAUGUUUUUGUUUAAUACUGAUUAUACGAACUGAGGCAAUACAUUCAAUCAUCACUAAGAGCAAGAGGAAAAAUCUAGUGAAUAGUGAGGAACAACUAUAUUUAUGUUUUUUUACAAUUUAUUUUUUGGAAUUUUAUUCAAAGUUGAUUUCAUUUGAUGUAACAUUUUGAAACUGAACAAUAUGGUGCUAGUUUUGAAUGGAGUACUGCAAACAAAAUGCCCUCAAGAUACACAGUCACUGUACAAUUUGCAUCCAGUCUACAGAGAUACCGCCAGUCAGUUGCUAGCGAUACCUAACAAAGUUAUCGGGCCAGUGGGACUUCUAUAUGUCCAACAAAGAGAAUAUGCCGCUACCGUUCCUCAUGAUAAAAAUGUGACCAUCAUCGGUUCAGAUGAUGCCACCACAUGCAUAAUAGUUGUUAUCAGGCAUUCGGGCUCUGGAGCUGUUGCUUUGGGUCAUUUCGAUGGAUCGGGUACAGACGAUGCCAUUUGUGCAAUGAUCCGUCAAGUACAGGAUCUUGCUCUGGGGUAUCCUGAGGGUAGAAUCGAAACUCAACUGGUGGGUGGUUACUCAGAUGCCCGACAUUUUUCUGAAGAACUUUUCCACAACAUUAUGAAUGCUUUUCAGAAGCAGUCUGUUGAGGUUGAUUUAACACUUGCCUGUGUAGGGCAAUUGAAUACUACUAUUCGUGAGGGAACCCCUUGGCCAGUCAUAUAUGGAAUUGGAGUUAAUGUCAAGACAGGUGAACUAUUCCCAGCAACAUUCCCAGAGAAAGGUCCUGAAGAAUCCUUGCGAAAUGCCAGACAUCUAACGGGCAACCAUCAACUCUUAGAUAUCUACGACUGUAAUCUGGGUCUUCUGACCAUUGGUCCCUUCAACUAUACGCCUCUUCGAGGAGCAGAUUUAUGGUUAGAGCAAGAUGAUGAAUUCAUCUUGAAUCAUUUAUCUACUUCGCCUGAUGUUCAGCUGCCACAUUUUGUAUCACAAAUUAGGGCGACAUUGAAGUACAUACAGGAGAAUCCAUUUCCGGCUGUGACUGUUUUCAGAGAUAAUCGACCUCAUUAUUUCAGGCGUGAUGAACAUUCAGGUUUGUGGGUUCCAGUCUAUUAGCUUCGGUAGUUGCCUCCAGAGAGAAUGUCGUAUGGGAAUUCAAUUGCAUCAUUCUUUUGGUUUUGCUGAGUUUCAACAAAGUAAUACUUCCUGUACACCUUGAAAGUGCAUUGGUGAUUAUAUUAGAAUCAUA